Messenger RNA from Plasmodium adleri (nom. inval.), 1434 nucleotides. Its product is annotated as G-protein coupled receptor, putative. The record is from RefSeq and is a predicted model, not a curated record. Bases 1 to 1434 code for a protein of 477 amino acids. Lineage: Eukaryota; Apicomplexa; Aconoidasida; Haemosporida; Plasmodiidae. Gene Ontology annotation, cellular component: plasma membrane. The transcript has a single exon. Gene Ontology annotation, biological process: peptide modification; carbohydrate metabolic process.
AUGAGUGAUGAAAAUAGAUAUGUGUCGAAUUCGUAUUUAGAAAAUUUUGAAGAGAAUGAAGAGAAUAGAAAUAUGAUAGAAAAGAAAAUCAAUGAAUAUGUGAGGGAGUUAAAUAGUGAUUUAAGUUAUCAUAGGAAUAGUUCAAUAUAUUGUGGUAUAGGAGGAAUAUUAUAUAUGAAUAUGAUAUUAUAUGAGAAUAGUAAAGAUAAUAAAUAUUUAUUAUAUUGUAAAGACAUUAUUAGAUAUAUGGAUAAUUAUAAAGAAAGAAAGAAUAGUAUAACAUUUCUUGAAGGAUGCACAGGUAUAUAUAGUUUAUGUAGUAUGAUAUAUUAUUAUUUAGGAAAUGAAAAACAUAUAGAAUAUUUGAAUAUGUUAAUAAAUCAUUUAAUAAAAUAUAAGGAUGAAUUAUUAAAAGUGAAUUCAGAAUGUGAAUUGUUAUAUGGAAAAUGUGGAUAUAUAUAUUCUUUUUUAUUUUGUAAAAAUAUUUGGAUGCAAUACAAAGAAAAAAAAUAUAUUAUAUUAAAAUAUUUAUAUUAUAUUAUGAAUUCUAUAUUUGAUUAUGGAAUAGAAAAAGGACGACAUUUUUAUGAUUUAACAUCUCUUUCUUUAUAUUAUGAAUGGCAUGAAAAAAUAUAUUUGGGUGCUGCUCAUGGAUAUGCAGGUAUAUUCUUUGUAUUAUUCAAGCUGAUACAUUUUUUUAAAAAUCAUAUAGAUGAUUUAUGUGUAUCACUAGAAAUGGAAAAUAAAUCUGCAAAGAGUGAUCAAAAGGAAAGUAAUAAAAAAAAAAAUAAUAAUAAUGAUGAUGGUGAUGGUGAUGAUGUUUAUGGUGAUAAUAAUUUAAAAAAUAAGGUUAUGAAUAAGCUAGAUGAAUAUAUACACUUAAUAUAUAAAGUAACAGAUGAAAUAUUAACUUUAUAUUCAACUGAUAAUUUUAAUAUAUAUUCAUCAGUAAAAAUAGAUAAUAUGUCUUCUGAACAAAAAACAAAAAAAAAAAAAAAAGAAAUAUUAUUACAAUGGUGUCAUGGAAAUAUAGGUUAUAUUAUAUUAUUAAUAAAAUUAUUGGAAUAUGAUAAUAUACCAACAUAUUUUAAAACAAAAUAUAAUAAAGAAUAUAUAAAUAAUAUGGGAUUAUUAAUAUGGAGAAAAGGAUUAUUAAAAAAAGGAUUAGGAUUGUGUCAUGGUAUAUCAGGAAAUGGAAUUAUUUUUUUAUAUUUAUAUAAUUAUACACAAAAUAAAAUAUGGUAUUUAAGAGCAUAUAAAUAUGCUCUCUUUUCUAUUAAAUAUUUUCAUAAAUUUUGUAAUAUACCUGAUAGACCUUUAUCAUUAUUUGAAGGUUAUGCUGCAUUAGUUGUAUUCUUGUCCUUUAUAUUGAAACCAGAAUUAGUGCAUUUCCCAGCUCACGACUUUUCAAACAUGGUAAUGCAAAAAAUAUAA